Messenger RNA from Paramisgurnus dabryanus, 3762 nucleotides. It is a transcript of the gene ptger4b, whose product is annotated as prostaglandin E receptor 4 (subtype EP4) b. NCBI's taxonomy places the organism in Eukaryota, Metazoa, Chordata, Actinopteri, Cypriniformes, Cobitidae. Gene Ontology annotation, cellular component: plasma membrane. Gene Ontology annotation, biological process: positive regulation of cytosolic calcium ion concentration; cellular response to prostaglandin E stimulus; inflammatory response. Gene Ontology annotation, molecular function: prostaglandin E receptor activity. The record is from RefSeq and is a predicted model, not a curated record.
AGCUCUCAAGUAAAACUUGUGUCCGUUUGGAGAAGCAAGUGCGCAGCGCUCAUUGUAUGCAGCAGAAACAGAGGGCAGAACGUGUAGUCUCUAGCUAAAAUGUAUCUUAAACGUUUAUGCGUAAAAGCGCAUGUAAGUCGUUGGACAUGUUAUCGGUGGAGUAUUUGACAUGGCAAAGUGAAUGGGCGCAUUUGGAGAAGUCCAGGGCGCGCGUAAAGGAACCCUUCUGAUCGUAUUAUCAACUUGCGCGUGAGGAACAAAUAAGUGAGGAUGAACGAGACGUUCAGUAAGGUUAUGGGACAGAAAAGUGGGGACCCCACUAUUCCGAUUAUAAUGUUUAUAUUCGGUGUGGUCGGCAACGUGAUCGCUAUUGUAGUGCUUCAGAGGUCGCGGAAAGAGCAAAAGGAGACCACCUUUUACACCCUGGUGUGUGGACUUGCUGUGACUGAUCUCUUGGGCACUCUGCUGGCGAGCCCUGUCACCAUUGCCACCUACGUAAAGGGCAAGUGGCCCGGCGGGGAACCCCUGUGCCAGUAUUCCGGAUUUAUCUUACUCUUCUUCUCCUUGGCGGGACUUAGUUUUAUUUGUGCCAUGUCCAUCGAGAGAUACCUCGCCAUAAAUCACGCUUAUUUCUACAGUCGUUACGUGGACCAACGGGUGGCGGGUUUUACACUCUUGGGAAUCUACGUGUCCAAUGGGUUUUUCUGCGCUUUUCCCAGCAUGGGAUUUGGAAGCGUGGUGAAGCAGUAUCCAGGAACGUGGUGUUUCAUCGACUGGCGUAGCAACAACCGCACGGAUGCCACUUUCUCCUACAUGUAUGCCGGCUUCAGCUCCUUUCUUAUUCUCGCCACCGUUAUCUGUAACGUUUUGGUGUGCGCGGCUCUUAUCAUGAUGCACAAGCGCUUCAUGCGCAGGACCUCGCUCGGCACGGACCCGCGGCGCAUCGCCGAGAUCAGGCGAAGGCGCAGCUUUGCGCGUCUGGCUGGCGCAGAGAUCCAGAUGGUCAUUGUUCUGAUAGCCACGUCCAUUGUCAUACUAAUUUGCUCCAUUCCAUUAGUGGUGCAAGUGUUUGUAAACCAGCUGUACCAUUCACCGGUAGAGGAAGUAAUAGAGAAGAACCCAGACCUAAAGGCUAUUCGAAUAGCUUCUAUAAAUCCAAUUCUUGACCCCUGGAUCUAUAUCCUGCUGAGGAAGACGGUCGUACAGAAACUCCUAGAAAAAAUCAAGUACCUCUUCUGCCGUAUCGGUGGGCGAGGUCAUGGGCAAAGCCACGGGGACUACCACUGUAGUAACGGUGCCCGAAAUUCAUCCAUUGCAUCUAGGGAUUUACCAUCUAUGGCACUGCAUGAACUGCCAGAGGUGAUCAGCACUUCGCAUACGUACCUGUAUUUUCUGAAGGGGGGACAGGGGAUGAGCUGUGGCAGUCAUUCUGUGCAGAGGGGGAUUAGUUCGACUCCCACCGAGCAAACGCUUCUGCGUGACUCUCAGGGGUCAGACUUCAGUAGCAGACACAGCUCGAGCAGGACAGAAGGGAGGGUGCAGAGCAUGGACUCUGUGAAAACACACUUACUCACACACUCCGACAGAAAUGAACAGGAACCGCUGCAAGUCACCUUUACAGAUGAGACCCUGAUGUUAGGAGAAAGAUGCAUCUGAAUGUGGAGAUAGCCAUAAACUUAAUUUUAUGGAGAGCAUUGUACUAAGAACUUAUCAGUAUACAGAUAUUUCAAAGAAAUGCACCAACCAAAGCACUAAAAAACAUGCAGUUUAUAUGACAAACUGUGAAAGCGUGAGAAAAUAUAUUAGAGUUCGAGGAAAUGUUUACUAAAGUAUGAAAAUAAAUGUUGCUCAAUAUUUAAGAAAAGUGUGAAAACAGUUUGAAAGCGUUCAAGACUUGCAUUUGGAAAGAGAUAAAGAAUUGAGCAACAGGAUAUGCUGACUACACAUAUUUUUAAGAUGACAAAUGUGUCUAUAAAAAAUUGGUAAAUUGCGGUUUGAAUGUCUACAGUAAAUGCUAUUAGUUUUAGAUGUGAAAAUCAAGAGAAGACCCAAGGGAAGGGCAUUUCUGUGUUCACAAAUUCAGACCUCAUGUGAUUUUGAUGAAUGACCUUGUGAGUUGAUCUUGUGAGCAUAUGUGUUACCAUGCUUUACGUUCCCUUUUGCAGACGUCCUGGUGAGAUCUUGCUAAGGUCACAAGUUCGGACAAAAAAUGCGUGCCUUGUUAGCUUUCUCAUGCUGAAAUUCCUGCUGCUUUAGAUGUUGAAAUAUUUCCAUUUCCUUAUAUUAAGGUGGCAAAACCACACUUAUCACGUCUAUCGAUGCAUAAAAAAAUUGUCAAACACCAUUUCAAACCAGUACGUAUGUAAAAAUAAACCAUAGCUACAGUAGCAUUCUUUGGAUUUUCCAAACAAUUUCAUAUUAUUGUUUAUUGUCAAUAUUUUGAUGCAGAAACACACAAUGUAAGAGCAAAUAACAAUGCAUAGCAGAUCUACAAACGUUUUUUUUUUUUUUUUUAAGUCAAUAGGAUGUAUACCGAGUAGGUAAAAUGAUUAAGCUAUUAAGUCGCAGAAUGUUGUUUAUGCGGGCAUACGUGUUGCACUUUUAAAUCCCUGUAACCACUGAAAAAUUCACUUUGGUCAAAAUGUAUUUGUAAGAUAUUGAUAAGUUAGUGGUCAGCAAGGAAGAUUGGUGGAGUUAAUCUGUAAAUAUUGUGAUACUGAAAUGUGAACCUGUGUAAUAAUUUAAUUUAUUGCAGUAUGUCCCGACAAUCUGUAAAUUGCAGUUAUUUCUUCUCUGUGAGAAGGUCAAAUGUGAGUUUUAUUGUCAUAGCAAUUAUUUGAUUUUCAGAGGCGGACACUACUUGAGUAUUUUAGUUACAUUUUCCAAGCAUUUGUGCUUUAUUAGAGUGUUUGUCUUGAGGGAAAAAAAUGGCUUUACUAAAAAAAUUCACUAAAUUCUAAAACAGUGGUUCUCAAACUGGGGGGCCCUGGUUUAAUAACAUUUUAUAAAAUGUAUCAUAAAUUCAGUGUAUUAAAUGUCAGAAAAAUAAGGCUACUAACCAAUAGCACUACAUUGAAUACUUAAAUAUGUUUUGAUUAAUUCAAAUUGCAAGUUUUGGAAUGUUUUAUUUCAAAAAUUUUCUUUGGGGGGGGCUUGAAGGGAUGCACCGUAUACAAGGGGGUCCACACGCCAAAAAAGUUUGAGAACCACUGUUCUAAAGCAUAGAAUCAUACUGUGUAUUCCUUUUAUAUUGCAUAUUAAAAUUGAUCAAAAUUGUGUACUUUUACUUUUUUUAAGUAAAAGUAUGAAAGUACUUUUUACUUAAGUAAAAGUAAAAAAAACUAGAUGUUUAAUGUACUUAAAUAUUAAAUAUAAACCAAAAACUUGAAAUUAUGAAAUGUAGUGGAGUAAACAUUAUGAUAAAUUUCCAAAGAAAAACACUGAUAAAAUACAAAUACUUGAAAAUUUACUUUUAUGUAGAAAGUAAAAAUACUUAGUGUCCGCCUCUGAUGAUUUUAUUUCAUUUCAUUUUGCUUCUCUCAUGUAAAGCACCUCUAUCCGUUGCAUGUAUGUAAAUAAUUCAAUGUUAUGAUGUACAUUUCUCUACAUUUUUUUCAAACACAAAGUAAUACAUGAAUUCUUUAGAUCUUGUUGUGCUUUUAUCCUUGAUGUGAAUGGACUCUUCAAAAUGUGCAAUGGUCAGUUAUCAAAUACUACAAUAAAGUCUGUGCCACUGAUUUGAAGUGUAACAGAUAAAUGAAA